AUGGCGUGGGAAAGGCGACAAGUUUCAAAAAGAAAUGCCAGAUUGCGAUCUAAAAGCGAACGCACGUCACCAACACAGCGACGAAGAAUCAAGAAAAAUGUGCGAUUUUCGGACUGCUUUGAUUUGGAACAAGCGGAAUACGCUAUCAAUACGCAAGCGGAAAAGGGCAGUGAAAAAUGCACGCAUUUAACUGUAAGCAAUGGGCCUUGUAGUUCUGCUUCGGAAUUGCAGCUACAGAAAUAUUUUUGGUUACCAACAGAAAAUGAACUGAGAUGGUUGGUUGGUGAGCAAUGCGUUCAUUUGGAAAGUGUUCGAUGGUUUGGUCGUGCUAUCACCGGUGUGGUUCGGGUGAAGAAUUUGGGUUAUGAAAAAAAAAUAGAAAUAUUGUAUACCUUUGACGAUUGGACUACCUCAUAUACUGUAAAAGGAGCUUAUACAGAAUCACCGUCACCCCAAGAAGAUCGAUUUUCAUUCUGCAUAUUCUUGCCAUUCUUGAAAGUGGAUCUAUGCAUUUACUUCUGCAUAAAGUACGAAUGUGGUGGGAUGGUAUACUGGGAUAGCAACUGUGGUGGAAAUUAUAAAUUUGCGUGUGAUGCAGUUGCAAUCGUCGAAGGAAAUGGUAGUGGAGAAAGAAUAAAUUGUAGUAAUAGUUCCUUUAAUCCAUUUUUCGAUUCCGAUUGCUCAAUAUUUUUCUGA
Molecule: messenger RNA, 696 nt
Organism: Brugia malayi
Lineage: Eukaryota; Metazoa; Nematoda; Chromadorea; Rhabditida; Onchocercidae
Exons: 5
Coding region: 1-696 (231 amino acids)
Biological process (GO): regulation of glycogen biosynthetic process
Cellular component (GO): protein phosphatase type 1 complex
Molecular function (GO): glycogen binding; protein phosphatase 1 binding
Source: RefSeq, a predicted model, not a curated record